AUGACUGCCACUCCAGAGAGCGCGGAGACAUUGAAGCCAUCAUCUCUGGUUUCAUGCAUCAGAUUCCUGGCGCGAUAUCGAUGGCAGUUCCUGGCUGCUUAUCUCAUAGUCCUGAGUUUGCUCAUUGGGACAUUGAUGCCCACGUUCAAAGGCAAUGAUGUGAGAGUAUUGAAAGGAAACAAGCUGUACCAGCCGGCUUUGGAGGACUAUGAGAAAUCACUGGUCCUCGCCAAGUCUCGCUCCGAAGACAUUUCGUGGGCGUACAAUCUCUCCUCGGAUUGGGGCGUGUAUAUCUACACAUCCGAUAGAGAACCCGGCUUCCGUACCACCCCGGCCAACAAAGGCCGCGAGGGCAUGUCCUAUCUCACUCACAUCAUCGACAAUUACGACGAUCUGACGAACAUCACCGUUUUCAUGCACGGAGCAGCCUCCCAAUGGCACAAUGACCUGGAGGACAACUCCCACUCGUCGUUCCUCUUGUCAAAACUGCGAAUGGACGCGGUCACCCGCAAAGGCUAUACCAAUCUUCGCUGUCAGUCGCGUCCGGGCUGUCCUGUGGCAAUGCGCCCCUCGGAUCCGAAGUUCACAUCCAUGGAUGACGUAGUGUAUACGAAUUUCACCUCGAUCUAUACCGAGUUGUUUGAUCUACCCAAGGAACAGGUUCCGAGUGAAGUGGGGGGCAUUUGCUGCGGUCAGUUUGCCCUCACGAAGAAGCGCAUUCGGCAGCGACCUCGAGAGGAGUACAUCCGCAUGCGGGACUGGGCUAUUUCAACCCCCCUCGAUAACUUCACCGUGGGCUCGGUGUUUGAGAUGUUAUGGCAUCUUAUCUUUCUGGAGAAUUCGGUGUCAUGCCCCGAUCCGAAACAAUGUUAUUGUGACCUUUACGGCGUUUGUGACGACUAA
Messenger RNA from Aspergillus melleus, 903 nucleotides. RefSeq names its product DUF3431 domain-containing protein. The coding region runs from base 1 to 903 and encodes 300 amino acids. The transcript has 4 exons. The record is from RefSeq and is a predicted model, not a curated record. NCBI's taxonomy places the organism in Eukaryota, Fungi, Ascomycota, Eurotiomycetes, Eurotiales, Aspergillaceae.